GAGAAAGCACGGAAUGACAUGCUUUGUAAUUCACGACGUAUCAUUUACAACGUGUACGAUUAAACUUUCUAUUCGUCAAAUCGACGACCCGGAAAUUGUAAUUUGACGUACGCAAUUUUUCUAGGCUUCGAUGACUCAAUGCACACAAUGCGAAUAGACCGGAGCUUAUUGCGAGAAUAAAAUUUUACCAGUUCGAACACCUUUGAAGAGAUGUAAUAGUUUUGGACAUUUGGACAUCUGUGUUUGGAACUAACGAGCCAUGGAUUUACCGAUUUAUUUGCUGGUUGCCGUUGCAGCCUUCACGGCAGUCGACGGCCUGGAGGGACCAAAUAUAUGCACGAGACAAGAAACUUACAAGAUAACAGUGAGAGUGUCCGAACAGCAGCCGUACACCGUCCGAGACUACACGUGGUGUCUCAGUUUUCCUCCUCGAUGCUCGAAAUACAGAGUAGUGUACAAGACCGUGUACAAAGAACAGGAAUUAACGAAGCAAAGACCGGUGGAGGAGUGUUGCAAGGGUUACGCAGAAACCACUGAUGGAGAGCGCUGCAUUCCUAUCUGCUCCAAGGACUGCGUUCACGGCACUUGCAUAGCACCUGACGUCUGCAAGUGUGAAUCGGGAUACGGAGGACCAUUAUGCGAUUACAAAUGCCCACCGGGUAAAUGGGGCAAGUCUUGCGAGAAGGACUGUCUGUGCCAAAACGACGCCAGCUGUGACCCAUUCGAUGGCAAAUGUAGGUGUACCAGAGGCUGGACCGGCGACUAUUGCGAGCAGCAGUGUUCACCGGACCGGUAUGGACAAGAUUGCGGCGAAGAGUGUCGUUGUAGGAACGGUGGAAGUUGCCACCACAUUUCUGGCGAGUGUCAUUGUGCUCCUGGGUAUACGGGACCUCUUUGCGACGACUUUUGUCCACCUGGUAAACACGGUGACGAGUGCAAAUCGGACUGCAAGUGCCAGAAUGGCGGUUCUUGUAAUCCUACGACUGGAAGCUGCUACUGUGCACCUGGGUGGACGGGUAUAGUUUGCGCUCUCCGCUGUCCGGAAGGUUUCUGGGGCAAAAACUGUUCUCAAGUUUGCGAUUGUUACAACAAAGCUAGUUGUCAUCAUCUCACUGGUGAAUGUGAAUGUAAACCUGGUUACUACGAUGUAAAAUGUUUGCAAAUCUGUCCGGAAGGAAAGUUUGGUUUAAAUUGCACGAGUAAUUGUACUUGCGAAAAUGGAGCGGACUGUUCUCCCGUUAAUGGAACCUGUACCUGUAAACCUGGAUGGACCGGUAAAAAGUGCAAUAAACGUGCUUGUCCGGAUGGACUCUUCGGACCUAAUUGUUUAAAAGUUUGUCAAUGCAGCGACGACAAUACAGAUCUGUGUCAUCCUGCAACUGGGGAAUGUAUAUGCAAGGCAGGGUGGGACGGCGAAACCUGCAACAGACCUUGUCCUUUCUACACGUACGGAAAGGGCUGCCAAAAUCGUUGCAAUUGCAAAAAUAAUGCGCAAUGCUUGCCUAUAAACGGGACCUGUAUCUGCGCUGCUGGAUACAGAGGUGAGGAUUGUAGCGAAGUAUGUCCUGACCACACUUACGGCGAGAACUGUGCACAAAAAUGUGUUUGCAAAAAUGGUGCCACUUGUUCACCCGAGAAUGGCCGAUGCAACUGUACAGCAGGAUGGGUUGGUGUUUCUUGUGAUCGUCCCUGCGAUGAUAGAUCAUUCGGCAGAAACUGCGAGGGCAAGUGCAAGUGUUUUAAUAAUGCCGCCUGCAAUCCUCAAAAUGGCACGUGCACGUGUGCAGCUGGCUUCACCGGCGAGCUUUGCCAAGAUCAUUGCAAAACCGGAUACUUUGGACUGGGGUGUACUCAGGUCUGUGAUUGUCACGAAGACAAUAGUUUGGGCUGUGAUCCUGCCACGGGUCGUUGCAUCUGUAAGCCAGAAUGGCGAGGAGUACGCUGUGAAACCAAGUGUCCUGAAGGCCUUUAUGGCAAUGAUUGUCAUUCACACUGCGAAUGUAUGAACAACAGUUCAUGCGAUCCUGAUACUGGCACAUGUAUUUGUGCCAGAGGUUGGGAAGGAGCUGAUUGUUCUCAGCCCUGUAAAGAAGGCUGGUAUGGUGUAGGCUGUAAAGAGAAGUGUCCAGAGAAAAUGCAGGUCAAUCACUUCGAAGACUCUGAUAAUAUGACGUGUGAUCAUGUUACCGGAGAAUACGUUUGCCGUCCUGGAUACUUAGGCUUAACUUGUGAACAUCCUUGUCCGCCAAAUCGCUAUGGACUGAACUGUGCUAAUCGCUGUCGUUGUAAAAAUGGUGGAGAAUGUCAUCAUGUAACCGGCAUAUGUCAGUGUCGUCCCGGUUGGAAGGAUGAGCAUUGUCAAACACCGUGUCCGGAAGGAACAUAUGGUAUAAAUUGCAGUCAACAUUGUACGUGCCAAAACGGAGGAAAGUGUAGGUCUAACGAUGGCCACUGCCGUUGUGCACCCGGUUGGAUUGGCACCAAAUGCACCGAGAUUUGUCCAGAAGGAUACUACGGUGAUCACUGCAUGGAACCCUGCAAUUGUAAAAGUGACUUUUACACUUGUCAUCCUGCUGAUGGUUGCAUUUGUAGACAUGGAUACGGAGGCCCAGAUUGCAACGAAGAACUAUUUUCACGUAACAUUCAAGAAAAAGAUAAUGGUGGAUAUGGUAGUAUAGUAGCAGGAUUUUUGUUUGCUGCAAUUGUUGUCGUUGCUAUGAGUUUAGCAGCUUGGAUAUAUCACCGACGCAGGGUAGCUGAUCUUAAAAAUGAGAUUGCCCAAGUACACUACGUCGCUGAUCCUCCUUCUCCACCAGAGCAAACUCAAUUUGACAAUCCAGUGUAUGCCUAUCAGGGCUCGUCGAAAUUCGAUGAUGGAACAACUACUUUGUUGAACAAUUUCCAGUUCAGAAAUAAUCUUGGAACAAGCAAGAAAAUAAAUAAUGAGAAGGCUAAACUGGGAAUGAGCAGUUGUAUAGAUGAUGAUGACGACGAUUGUAAAGGAGCAUAUAAUCGAUACGAUCUCAAGAAUCGAGAUGCAGAUAUGGGAAAUCCAAACCUUAACGUAUAUCAUAGCAUCGAUGAAAUGGAUGGGAAAAAAAUUGAACAUGUUUACGAUGAAAUUAAGCAGAACAACGAUGAGUCAGAGUACGAUGAAUUAGGUAACCCAAGACCGGUUAGCGGUUAUAAACAGUUCAAUCGAAUGCCAAAUGGCUUCUGCUCUAAACCCUCGGAUAAUGCAGGACCUAGUAGAUCGAAGGAAAAAGAUCCAGAACUUGGUGAAACUUAAAUUCUCCUCAUUCUUCAUUUCACUUCAAGUUAAAUCAUAUAAUCUUAAUUUUUGAAAGAGGUAGUUUCCAUGUGAUUUCAAACAAAUUAUGAGAAGCAUAUCUAUUCUUGAUCACUAGCGAUUAAUUCUGCUUGCCUCUCACAGCAAGACGAGUUACUAUGUUAAUCGUAAGUUCUGAGAAAUCAUCUUGACAAACAUAUUUUCAUUUAGAAGGAUGCAAACUUACUCCAAUUGCUCAGUAUAUGCAUGUACAUAGUUAAAUAGUAAUGAAAAAAAUAGUCAGAUCAAUAUUUUAUUUAUAACAAUCGUAUACUCAUAAUAGACAUUUAUCUAUAGUAUGUGCCCUUUUUGCAAUAUUUAGCGAAAUUAAUAAUUGUAGGAUGUUUGAUGCAAUAUUAUUAUUUUAAAUAAUUGAUACAAAACAAGUGGCUAUAAUCUAAUCAGUCUUUUUAUAAUUGACACUAAGAAGAAUUUUAAACUUUUCGUUGGUUAUAGUUGAAAAUAAAAGUUACAAAUUAAUGUAAAUGAACAAGAAAUGUUCGCGUGAUGUAGUAUCAAAGUCGUGCAAAGAAAGUUGUGAUAUUUAAAGAAAUUAUAUAAAAGAUACUACUUAAAGUAAAAAGUUUUAAAAGAGGAAAUGGAAAGAUAGUUGACUAUUAUAUA
Molecule: messenger RNA, 3952 nt
Organism: Megachile rotundata (alfalfa leafcutting bee)
Lineage: Eukaryota; Metazoa; Arthropoda; Insecta; Hymenoptera; Megachilidae
Gene: drpr
Product: multiple EGF like domains draper
Molecular function (GO): scavenger receptor activity; protein binding
Source: RefSeq, a predicted model, not a curated record